This is a messenger RNA of Euleptes europaea (tarantolino), 1283 nucleotides long. RefSeq names its product actin binding Rho activating protein (gene ABRA). The transcript has 2 exons. Gene Ontology annotation, cellular component: sarcomere. Bases 3 to 1196 code for a protein of 397 amino acids. NCBI's taxonomy places the organism in Eukaryota, Metazoa, Chordata, Lepidosauria, Squamata, Sphaerodactylidae. The record is from RefSeq and is a predicted model, not a curated record. Gene Ontology annotation, biological process: positive regulation of Rho protein signal transduction; positive regulation of transcription by RNA polymerase II. Gene Ontology annotation, molecular function: actin binding.
CGAUGCCACCCGAAGACCACCAGAAUGCAACUCCUGCCAAAAGAGCCAUCAAAAAGAUCAGAACAGCUAGCCUAGUCAUCAGCUUGGCGCGGGGUUGGCAGCAGUGGGCAACUGAUCAUCAUACAAAACAAGCCGAGGAACCCAGCGGAUGGGUGCCUAACGAGGAGAAGCCGCUAAGCAUUCCAUCCAAAGAGAGAAUAUCCCCCAAACAGCCUGCAUUCAUCAAGAAAGACCAAGCAAAGGAUGAAGUGAAGUUUCCAUCAGAUUCUGAGGGAUCAAAAGAAAAUGAAGGACAGAGUCCAAGUGGAUCUGAAGAAGCCCUCCAGAAACUGCACAUUAGAAGCAAACAAGUGACCAAAACAGUUGAAAGCAAAAUCUAUGAAAGAGGCAAUGGUGUUAAUUUUCUCAGCAACAGAUAUGAAAAAGAUAAUGAGUGUUCAGAGACAGACAAGUGUGCCGAAGACCUCAGAAACAUUGACAAACUUCUUAGUGGCAAAAUAUCUCCUACAAGAAGGAGAAAAUGCUCUAACCUGGUAUCAGAGCUGACUAAAGGAUGGAAACAGAUAGAACAUGAGGACAAAGCCUCAGAAAAGGACCUAUGUCAUUGUCGCAGUGACAGCUUGGAUACUGAGGACAGCGGCUUUGGGGGAGACUCUGAGGACAGGCUUGAUCUAGAAGACAGUAGCCAAGAAAGUGCGAGUGUCAUAAGGAUAAAACGUCCCACAUCAUCACUCGCAAGCAGAAACAGCAAAGUCCCAAAGAAAUACAGCCCUGUUCACAAUUUGAGGGGCAGAUGGGAAGAAUGGGCUGACGAACAUGUUUUAACACAAAAGCUCAACCCUUUUAGCGAAGAAUUCGACUAUGAGCUUGCCAUGACUACCCGCCUACACAAAGGAGAUGACGGCUACGGUCAUCCCAAAGAGGGGACAAAAACUGCAGAAAGGGCCAUGAGAGCAGAGGCCCACAUCUACCGAGAAAUGAAGGACAUGUGCUUUAUCAUCCGGACAAUGGCCUCUUUCCGUCGCGAUGGCAAGAUGCAUGUCACUUUUGGAGAGUUAUUUGACAGAUACGUCCGCAUUUCAGAUAAAGUUGUUGGAAUACUCAUGAGGGCCAGGAAACAUGGGAUGGUGAGCUUCGAAGGAGAAAUGUUGUGGCAAGGCCGAGAUGAUAACGUGAUAAUAACUUUGUUAGAAUAACAUUCAGUCCUGGGAUUGUCCCAAGUGUAUUGAUUCUCAGCAGUCUGUCACUACAGAAUCUGAAAGUUGAUGUUCAGUUUGCUGGAA